Molecule: messenger RNA, 939 nt
Organism: Penicillium lagena
Lineage: Eukaryota; Fungi; Ascomycota; Eurotiomycetes; Eurotiales; Aspergillaceae
Product: 60S ribosomal protein uL10
Exons: 2
Coding region: 1-939 (312 amino acids)
Biological process (GO): ribosome biogenesis; cytoplasmic translation; ribosomal large subunit assembly
Cellular component (GO): cytosolic large ribosomal subunit; ribosome
Molecular function (GO): large ribosomal subunit rRNA binding; structural constituent of ribosome
Source: RefSeq, a predicted model, not a curated record
AUGGGGGGCAAGUCAGCUACCAAGGCCGCUUACUUCGAUAAGCUCAAGGCCCUUCUCAAUGAGUACCGCACGGUCUUCAUUGUCGGUGUCGACAAUGUCAGCUCGCAGCAGAUGCACGAGAUCCGUAUGUCCCUCCGUGGAGAGGGUGUUGUCCUGAUGGGCAAGAACACUAUGGUUCGCCGUGCUCUCAAGGGUUUCGUCGCCGAGAACCCCGAGUAUGAGCGUCUGAUGCCUUUCGUCCGGGGCAAUGUCGGUUUCAUCUUCACCAACGGUGACCUGAAGCAGGUCAAGGCCAAGAUCCUGGCCAACCGUGUCGCCGCCCCCGCCCGUGCCGGUGCCUUCGCUCCCGCCGACGUCUGGAUUCCUGCCGGUAACACUGGUAUGGAGCCCGGCAAGACCUCUUUCUUCCAGGCCCUCGGUGUCCCCACCAAGAUUGCUCGUGGUACCAUUGAAAUUGUGUCGGACCUGAAGCUCAUCGAGGCUGGUCUCAAGGUCGGCCCGUCCGAGGCCACCCUGCUGAACAUCCUGAACAUCUCGCCCUUCACCUACGGCAUGUCCAUCGCCCAGGUGUACGACAACGGCCAGACCUUCGGCGCUGAUGUUCUCGACAUCGACGACGAGCAGCUGCUCAAGUCCUUCACCCAGGCCAUCAACACCGUCACCGCCAUCUCCCUGGCGACCGGCUACCCCACCGUCCCGGCCACCAUGCACUCGAUCAUCAACGCCUACAAGAAGGUUCUUGCCGUUGCCGUCGAGACCGAGAUCAGCUGGCCCGAGAUCGAGGAUCUCAAGGACCGCAUCGCCAACCCCGAUGCCUACGCCGCUGCUGCUCCCGCCGCGGCCGCCGCCUCCGGUGGUGCUGCUGCCCCCGCCGCUGCCGCCCCGGCUGAGGAGGAGGAGGAGUCCGACGAGGACAUGGGCUUCGGUCUGUUUGACUAA